Cottoperca gobio is the source of this 3361-nucleotide messenger RNA. RefSeq names its product WEE1 G2 checkpoint kinase (gene wee1). The record is from RefSeq and is a predicted model, not a curated record. Gene Ontology annotation, biological process: mitotic cell cycle; protein phosphorylation. Gene Ontology annotation, molecular function: magnesium ion binding; non-membrane spanning protein tyrosine kinase activity; ATP binding. The coding region runs from base 470 to 2332 and encodes 620 amino acids. NCBI's taxonomy places the organism in Eukaryota, Metazoa, Chordata, Actinopteri, Perciformes, Bovichtidae. The transcript has 10 exons. Gene Ontology annotation, cellular component: nucleus; cytoplasm.
UGCCACGCGCGUGAUAGGAAGAGCCGCCUAGUUCUUGACUCAUUCAAACUUUUUUGUAAACAUUGGUUUGGUUUUUAUCGUGGAAAGACGUGUUUCUGUGUUUGUGAGACAUCAAGAAGGUAGUGACGGAUACCGAUACUCGACUGGACCGGGUAGUUUCUGAGUUUGGUUUUAGUUUAACAGCUUCUUCGGGACGGUGUUCGUACGGUGAAAACUAGCUAGCUACUCCGUGGCCAUUUCUCAACGUUGGAGGGGCGUGUUGGAGUUAGCAAACAAGAUAACUUUUCAUGGGAUGCUAACAUACCUUUAAGCGUCUCACUGUACCUUUUGGACACUUUUUGAAUCGAUACCUUUUAUUUUAAGGUAGUUAGAAGUUGGCUAGCUUUGUGGUUAUUUGCCACCGAAAACGGUAGCGGGGGUCCAACCGCGUGAUUUUCCCGUCGACGACGCCGGGGUUUAAAUCCUGAAAAUGUCGAGCUACAGCCACCAUCGGCACGGAUCUCCGUCUCCUAAAACUUUGCCAAUCCGGCAAAAAUUACAGUUUACAUCCAGCGACGGGGAGGACGAGCCCAUUGAGGACGUUAACAACAGCACCGGAGGAGAGUCUGGCUUCACGGAGAUGGACUCCCCGAUGCCAGUGCGACGGGACACCGUCGACAAACGUCUGGAGGGCAGCAGCAGCCCCACGAACCAGUCCUGCGGGGACGAUGACGUGGAGCUGUGGGACGAGGAGAGCUUCGGUUCUCCGUCUCACCUGCGAUCACCGAGCAGCGUUAUCUUCGCUAACUGCUCACCGUCGCCGAGGAAAGCAUCUCGGCUGUACGGAGGAGGAUCACCGGACCGGUCCUACGUCCAGGACGACGGAGAGGCAUCCAGCUCCCCGAUCCCAGACUGCCCCGACACACCUCCACAUAAAACCUUCAGAAAACUUAGACUUUUUGACACACCGCACACACCAAAGAGUUUGUUAUCCAAAGCCAGGAGCUCCGGCUCGGGAUCCUCCAGCAGGAGAGUUGCCCUGUUCAAGAAUGUGGAGCCUUCAGGAAAGUCGAUCACAGACAGCAGCCGGAGACAGCAGACCCCUCUGGUCAACUUUAACCCCUUCACCCCCGACUCCCUCCUCAUCCAGUCCGCCACACAGCAGAGAAACAGGAAGAGAGCCCACUGGAACGACUCUUGUGGAGAAGACAUGGAGGCAAGUGACGGUGAGGGAGAAGAGGAAAUAGUGCCACCAUCAAAGAGGAUCACCAUGAUGGAGAGCAACAUGAUGUCCAGGUACACCUCCGAGUUCCUCGAGCUGGAGAAGAUCGGCUGUGGAGAGUUUGGUGCUGUGUUCAAGUGUGUGAAAAGACUUGAUGGCUGCAUCUACGCCAUCAAGAGAUCAAAGAAACCUCUGGCAGGAUCCGUAGACGAACAGAACGCCCUGCGGGAGGUGUAUGCCCACGCCGUGCUGGGCCAACAUCCCCACGUGGUGCGUUACUACUCUGCGUGGGCCGAGGACGACCACAUGCUCAUCCAGAACGAGUACUGCAACGGCGGCACGCUCUCCGACGCCAUCGCAGAGAACUACAGGCGGCUCAGCUACCUGUCGGAGCUGGAGCUUAAAGAUCUGCUGCUGCAAGUCACGCGAGGACUCAAAUACAUCCACUCCACGUCUCUGGUGCACAUGGACAUCAAGCCCAGCAACAUCUUUAUUUCACGGAAGUCUGUAUCCAACUGCGAUGAAUGUGACGACGACGAAGGGAUGACCACCAGCGUCAUCUACAAAAUAGGUGAUCUCGGUCACGUGACACGAGUGAACAAUCCACAAGUGGAGGAAGGUGACAGCCGAUACCUCGCCAACGAAGUCUUACAAGAGGACUACAGUAAGUUGACGAAGGCGGACAUCUUUGCUCUGGCUCUGACUGUCGUCAGCGCCUCGGGGGCCGAGCCUCUUCCCACCAACGGAGACAAAUGGCACGAAAUCCGACAGGGAAAACUGCCCGCCAUCCCUCAAGUGCUUUCUGCAGACUUCAUCAGUCUUCUCAAGCUGAUGAUCCACCCUGAUCCAAGUAGACGGCCGUCAACGUCCGAGCUCAUCAAACACCCCGUGCUCCUCACAGCUGCCAGAAUGAGUGCCGACCAGCUCCGAGUCGAACUCAACGCAGAGAAGUUCAAGAACGCGCUGCUCCAGAAAGAGCUGAAGAAGGCCCAGCAGGCUCGGGCUGCAGCAGAGGAGAAGGUUUUGUCCACCGACAGGAUUCUGACCCGCUCCACGGUCCAGCCGCACGCCAGAACCUCCAGACUCAUCGGCAAGAAGAUGAACCGGUCGGUCAGCCUCACCAUCUACUGAGACUUUAGCCCACGCUAACAGGAAGUGAAACACGGAGGCUCAUGGACCUUAAAAAAUAAAUAAAAAAUAUCAUAAACCCAGUCAGAUGGGGCGCCCGGUAGCUGGUAGAGCGGCCCAUGUGCUGAGGCUGAGGCCUUACCGCAGCGGCCCGGGUCUUGAUAGACUCUCAUUGCCAACAUAGUUCAGCCCUUUUUUCCCUAAUGGACUUUAACUUAGGAAAAAGAAAAUGUCAUUCCUAAAAGGUAGUUCCUUUACCUUUUUAACACUCUGUCAUUCCUUAAGUUUAGCAUAGGCGUCUGGCGCUCUCUCCGUUUCUGUCCUUGCACUUCCCUCGACAAAGCCGAAGCCUGUUGGCAGCGGAUCGAAGCUGCAGUGAAGCUCUCUUCAGUGUGAAUGUACUUGCCGUGCGCACCUUACUGCCUGUCAAAUGCCUGAUGCUGGGUACCAGAGGGUCUGAGAACUGAUGAUUUCUGUGUUUGUAAUGGAGCACUUUGGAGGCAACAUCUGGAACUUGCCACAUUUUUUUUGUUUUUAAAGAGGAAAAAAAGUAAAAACCUGCUGCUAUUGAUGUUUUGUGUGUAUCAGGGUUUGGCCAUUUCAGGUUGGAUCGUUCUAGAGGUCAUUGGCUCUUAUUUUGAAGUAGCAGGAGUCCGUUUCCCCCCAAUUUUAAUGUUCAUUCUUCUAGCCGGAUGGAGAAUGGAUCAUGCCAUUUGAGGAAAAAUCAUCCAUUUCGUUUUGGAGUUCCAAAACCUGUAAGCUAACUCAUUAUCUGUGAGGUUAGAACUGAUCCAUAGUGUUUUAAUUUCCCCUCGGUGCUGCCAACCCUGCCUGUAGCAUUAGAACAAUCAUUGUCCUGUUCUUUACGUUCUCAUGUGUUCUGUUGUUUUUCUUUGCCACACAACGCUCAACUGUUUAGAAAAGUGUUCUUCAUCUUUUUUUGUUCUUGUAACCUCUAACACAAAACAGCAUUUAUGUUGUUGUAACCUUGUACAUAUGUUCUUUUAAUAAAUUCUCACCAUCUACACUUUG